This is a messenger RNA of Colletotrichum navitas, 1833 nucleotides long. RefSeq lists its product as uncharacterized. NCBI's taxonomy places the organism in Eukaryota, Fungi, Ascomycota, Sordariomycetes, Glomerellales, Glomerellaceae. The transcript is spliced from 3 exons. Bases 1 to 1833 code for a protein of 610 amino acids. The record is from RefSeq and is a predicted model, not a curated record.
AUGGCCUCCGCCGCGGCCUCGUCGUCGCGGCCAGGCCCGUCCGGCGCCCCUCGUGCCUCCCAGACCUCGAGUCCCCGUCCUCCCGGCGCCGGCCCCUCACAAUCGCCUGCUUCGUCGCGCAACACCGUCACCGAUCCCAUCCUCCGCAAUACCCUGCGCUACACAAUCUCCGCCAAGGAGUACGCUACCCUCCAUAAGUACGUGCUGUCACGCUCGCGCCUGUUGAAGAGGGCAGCCCCGAGCGUCACUGCCGUUGAGCGCAUCGUCGACGGCGAUAAGCCUGCCGUCGCCAGGCAAGCCGCCAGCAACCCCCCACCCGGUGCUGCUGCUGGUAGGGCCGUCGAUGAUUACAAUGCCCGCGCAGUCCGUCAUUCGCUGCGCGUCUUUCUCGGCACCGCCAUGGCCAUGAAGGGUUGGGCUCUCGUCUCGACCAAAUUUCUGGGCGGGAAGCAAGAUCUCAAUGCCAAGAAGCAACCCCUCCACAAGUCCCCGACCCUACGCCUCUCCCUAUCCCUGUCUGCCAUCCUCCUCCUUUACCGCAUUCUCUUCCGCUUCCUCAACCGCCUGCGCGCCCACCUGCUCGAUCCCUCGGCAGCGCCUUUCCGCCAGAGAAAUCCGCGCACGACCGCAACCCUGACGUCCCCUUAUGCCCCGGCCGUAGGUGCCUCGAUGGCCGGCUUAUUCCUCGGCGUCUACCCCGCCCAGCAGCUGCGUGUGACAAUCGCCAUAUACACCCUGUUCAGGGCGCUCGAGUUUGGCUGGAAUCUGUGCGAAGAAGAAGGCAUGAUUUGGGGCUUCAAGAGCGGGAGCAAGAUCAAGAGAGAGAGGCCUUGGUGGUGGGGCAGCUGGCUCAUUCAGCCUUUCGCUUUUGGGCAACUGUUGCAUGCCGUCGUCUUUGAUAGGGAUUGCUUCCCCGAGGUGAGUGGACGCCAUCCGGAGGAUUUGCUUUACGUUGCACGACUGACCCGAGACCAGUCUUAUGGCGACUUCAUCUUCAAGAACUCCUCGGCCUACCUCCACCCCAGACCAGCAGACUACCCGUCCCAUCUCAAGUGGCCCAAGGCCUUGGAGAUUGUCCAAAACCUUGCCCAGAUGGCGAGGCUGAACUGGCCACCCUACAUCUCUCCAACUCUCUUCCCCAACAAGGAGACACUCCCGCCAACCCUCACCGCCGUUGCCCCCCUCACCUCAUCCGCCCAUCCCAUCAUUACCUCACUGUCGUGCGCAACCCUUCACCCUUCAGACCCUUCAUGUCUCCGCACCUACCUCAACUUCUGGCUUGGGUCCUUCCCCGGCUUCACGCGCUUCUUCCUCGUCAUCUACUCGGUCAUGACGAUUGUUCCGCGUUUCCGGUCAUUGUAUCACUCGCCCCUCACGACUCUGCAGCGCAUAUUGACCAAGGCGUUGAGAAUGAGCACCUUCCUCACCGGCGCCAUCUCCACCGCCUGGGCAAGCAUCUGCUUCUUCCAACAGUGGUUCCCCCGCACCUUCUUGCCAACCCAGAGGUUCUUCUUUGGCGGAUUUCUCGCCGGCCUCUGGGCCUGGGUUGAGCGGAAGAACGGCCGCGGCGUGUUCCUUUACUCUGCGCGCGUAAGCGUCGACUCACUGUGGAAGGUAGGCGUUAAGAGGAGAUGGUGGAAGGCCAUGAAGGGCGGCGACGUGUGGGUGUUUGUCAUGGCACUCAUGCUCACCGGCGUUGUCUACGAGAGAGAUGCGAGGGCGGUCAAAGAGGGUAGCUGGAGGAAGGGCAUCAGCUGGGUACGAGGUGAGGGUUUCAAGGACUGGAGCAUCGACGAGGACGUCGAGGAGGAGAACAACAACAAGACCGACUAG